This is a messenger RNA of Humulus lupulus (European hop), 1689 nucleotides long. RefSeq lists its product as uncharacterized. Lineage: Eukaryota; Viridiplantae; Streptophyta; Magnoliopsida; Rosales; Cannabaceae. The record is from RefSeq and is a predicted model, not a curated record. The transcript has a single exon. The coding region runs from base 1 to 1689 and encodes 562 amino acids.
AUGAUUUGCCAAGAUUUAGUGAGACAUUAUGGUAGGAAGAGUGCGCGUCCUGCUUGUUUGAUGAAAAUUGAUCUUCAAAAGGCUUAUGAUACCCUUGACUGGGACUUUUUACAAGAAAUGUUAAUGGCGCUUAAAUUUCCCAGCAAGUUUAUAGAGCUAAUCAUGGCUUGUGUGACAACUCCUCGGUUUUCCUUCAUGAUAAAUGGAUCCAUUAAUGGUUAUUUGUCUUCUAAGAGGGGGUUACGUCAAGGGGAUCCAAUGUCUCCUCUGAUUUUUGUUAUUGGGAUGGAGUAUCUUUCAAGAAUCCUUGUCAAAGUGACUGAGCAUCAGAGAUUUAAGUUCCACCCAAGAUGUGAGGGGUUGAGACUUACUCACCUUUGUUUUGCUGAUGAUCUGUUAUUGUUCAGCAAAGGAGAUUUUGAUUCAGCUCUUUUACUGUUAAAAGGUUUUCAACUUUUUUCAGAUAGCUCUGGGCUUAUUGCAAACAAAGGUAAAUCAGCUAUAUAUGGAGCAAUGAUGCAAGAGGAGACUUGGGUUAGAUUGACUGGAAUAACUGGGUUCAAAAGAGGUCUCUUACCUUUUAAUUAUUUGGGAAUGAAGAUCAGCAACAAGCGUAUCACAAAGGCGGAUUGUGAAUGCUUGGUGGACAAAAUGAUGCUAAGAAUUCGCACUUGGAGCACUCGAAACCUUUCGUUUGCUCGCAGGUGUGUUUUAAUUAACUCAGUCCUUUUUUCUAUUAAUACCUACUGGUCUUUAAUAGUUAUUCUUUCGAAGGCUAUUGUGAAAAGAAUAAAUCAGCUUUGCCGUGCUUUCCUUUGGAAAGGUAGAGCUGAUUAUGAUGGGCCUGGUCAAGUGGCUUGGGAGGAGACUUGUAAGCCUAAAAAGAAUGGAGGUCUUGGCUUUAGAGAUGUUGGUUUAUGGAAUAAGUGUGCAGUUGGUAAAUUUGUUUGGGCGAUUGAAAAAAAAGAAGAUAACUUGUGGGUCAAAUGGAUUCAUAAUGUGUAUUUGAAAGAGAAGGAGUGGUGGAGCUAUAUGCCUCCCCCUACAAGCAGCUGGUAUUGGUCUAAAGUAGUUAGAAUCAAAGAGGAAUUUCGAGCAGGUUUGGUUGCAGCUGAAUUCCGAAAGAAUACCUUUAGUAUAGCUGCCUUGUAUAGUAGAUUGAAGAGCUUGAAUGAGACCAGAUGGAACUUCACUCUUAUAUGGGAUAGGAUGAGUAGUCCCAAGCAUAAGUUCAUAGCUUGGCUUGCUCUCAAGAAGAGAUUACAAACCAAAGACAGAUUGCGUCGUUUUGGUUUCAAUAUUGAUACUUGCUGUGUGUUGUGUGGGCAGGUUACUGAAUCUCAUGAGCACUUGUUUUAUGGCUGUGCCUUUAGUACUAGGUGCAUUCAUGAGGUGUUGAAUUGGCUGGGUAUUGGGAAUAAUUUGUGCCAGCUUAGGGGAAUAGUGAACUGGGUUAGGCGUUGUGGUCAUUCCAAAUGUCGAAGGCGGAUGUACUUAUGUCCGAUAAAUGCAAGUGUGUAUCAUAUUUGGUGCUCAAGGAAUGAUGCUUUAUGGAACUCUAAAUCUCCAAUAGUCACAAAUGUAAUUAGAACUUUAAAAAGAGAAAUCUGUAGUAGAUUUACUUUCAUAGAUACAAAAGGAAUUAGCAAAAAGGAUAUAGAUUGGGUGGGGCAAUUACUUUGUAAUUAA